Messenger RNA from Selaginella moellendorffii, 900 nucleotides. Its product is annotated as uroporphyrinogen-III synthase, chloroplastic. NCBI's taxonomy places the organism in Eukaryota, Viridiplantae, Streptophyta, Lycopodiopsida, Selaginellales, Selaginellaceae. Gene Ontology annotation, biological process: uroporphyrinogen III biosynthetic process. Gene Ontology annotation, molecular function: uroporphyrinogen-III synthase activity. The transcript has 10 exons. The coding region runs from base 18 to 863 and encodes 281 amino acids. The record is from RefSeq and is a predicted model, not a curated record.
UUCGUGAUCUGGUGGCUAUGGCGCUCGCGUUCGGAGCUCAGACAGCGGUAGUGUUGUGCUCCACACCGGCAUUUUCCUCCCGUGUCACGAUUUGCUGCCAGAGGCGAAAUUCCGUGGUUGUCACCCGGGAGCGCGGCAAGAAUGACAAGCUUAUCAAAGCACUGCGUAAUCACCAAAUAGAAUGUUUGGAGCUCCCUUUGAUAGAACACACUCCCGGUCCUGAUUUACAUCGAUUGGCACUGACAUUGCAAGAACGAUCUUUCCAAUGGAUUGUGGUGACAUCACCAGAGGCUGCUGCUGUCUUUGCAAAUGAAUGGAAGAACGCAGGCUGUCCCAAAGUCAAAGUGGCGGUUGUUGGUGACGGCACCAAGCAAGCGUUCCGUGACACUGUCAGUCAGCCAAACUUUGAAGUUGGAUUCGUCUCCUCCCAAGCAACCGCUAAAGUUCUCGCGGAGGAGCUCCCAAAGCCGGACGGCGGCCAGUCCUUGGAAGUUCUCUAUCCAGCAUCACUAAAAGCCAGUGACGAUCUUGCAAAUGGACUAUCUCACCGCGGUUUCAAGGUGUGCCGGCUCAACACGUACUCCACUGAAUCUGUGAAAGUCCUUCCAGAGAGUGAUGUCCAAAUGGCACUACGGGCCUCCGUCGUAGCCUUUGCUUCUCCCACCGCUGUCAAGGCGUGGAUGGAGCUUGUUGCGAAAACACACGACUGGAAUGGAGCGGCGGCUUGUAUUGGAGGCACGUCUGCCGCUGCUGCAAGGAAAGCCGGCAUGGAAAAAAUUUUCUACGCUCACAAUCCUGGAAUUGACGGCUGGGUUGAGAGCGUUUUGGAGGCGCUAAAAAAUGUAUCUGCGGUGGCAACUUAAGUGUCCUUUUGCAUCAAAGCGCGAAUGCUUUGUCCAA